AACGCCCUCCUUCCCUACCCCUCCUCUCCAACCAUUCCCCUCAGUCCUCCCCCGACAUGCUGCGGCGCUGCCCUAGCUCCUUCUUCUCCAGUCCCCACCUCCUUCUCCGUCUGCCAUAGCUUUCGCUCUCUCCCUUUCCGACGGGGGCGACGAUUUUCCGGCAGUUGAAGAAGAUCCGGAAGAGCUCGUUGGCGGGGAGCUCGACGGGCGGCGCGGUGCUUCUCUUCUUUCUCAUCGUCCUCAUGCCUCAUUUCCUCCAGCUGUGGCGAUAGAGGAGCAUCCAUAUAAAUAGCAGAAGUUUGAUGCAGAGUUUAAGUGCAACGGAGUUCUCUUAAUGUGGUGAAGAAGACUUGUUGAAAAGGACAAGCCGGGCUGUGAUAGGAAUUUGGCUCUCUAUGGGAAUACGAAGGGAAAAACAAACAAGAGGAAUGAACGAAGAGAUGGAGAGGAUGGAGUUCGGGCAGUUGAAUUUUUGUGCAGCGUAGGUGAGAUGAGAACAACUGGCUAUGAAUCAGAUAAAGCUGGUGCUAUGUUGCUGAUGAGGAUAUAUGCUGAAUACCUAUAUGGCAACAACCAAAUUAAGAGAAGAAUACAAAAAGAAACAAGUUGGAUGUCACAGUAGCCAAUCUGCCACUGGAUGGUGAAUGGCAGUUCAGAGAAGAAGAGACUGGCUUAAACUUAAACAAGGCAAUAAGUGAAAGAUGAUAAGGAGUGCUGAGAGAUAUAGCCUCUCUGCAAGCCACAGAAGUGUGUGAAUGCGUAUGAUAAGACAGUAUUUUGCCAGAUUCUUUGCUCCACCAGAUCCUCUCCUUCUUGCCAAUGAAUCGAGUCAUUGGCAGUGAGCCUCUUGUUGGAGGUAUUUGUGGAUCUGGCUCCAACCCAGCAUUUGUCCCCUUGGCAGACGAUGCAGACACCAAUGUUAGAUUCAUUGGCCAGUCAUCUCAUGCUUUAUGAGGACAAGUUCAGAAUUCCAUGUCCAAGUUUCUUUUUCUCCAUUCUAGGUAUGUCAAUGUUUGUCGUCUUAAUUCAUGGCUCCUCUUCCCUACAAAGCAUGAUAUAGUAGAUCUUGACAUUGUUUUGCCUGUGGAUUCUGGGACGAUUUUGAAUUUUAUGAUACAUCAAAUUGGGUAGUCUCCAACUUCUUGAAGAUUUAACAGUCCAUGGAUGCUAUAGCAGAGAACUGUCGUCAUAGAAACUCACAAAAUUGAAGGUACAGAAGUCAUUUGAUGUUCUCUUUUGGAGGACAUUGAUCUUAUAAUAGAUGUUCCCUCUGUUGUCUCUUGAACUAUGUGGAAGUAUCUGGCAGCCAGCUUAUAUUUUAUAUUUUAUUAAAACUUAUCAUCUAUUACCGGCAGUGGUGUUAAAUUUACAAAUAUGCUUCUGAAUUUUGAAUGUUUUAUCUGGGGACUUUUUGUUGGUUGGGCUUCUUAAAAAUCUUAGUGAUGCUAAAACUGAAACUUUGUGAAUGUGGAUCCAGCUAUACUGACACCAAAACUUCUGCUCAGUCUAAUAGUUCAGGUAUUGAUGUGUGCAAUACAUUUAGACAAGAAUCCUGACAUAAUAUAGAUAUGAAUAGAUGUAAUAUAUAAGCAACCUUACUUUGACAGAUUCUGUUGUUGUUUUGCUUUUUAAUAGUUUGAAGGAGUGAAAUCAUGAAAAUACAGAAGCAUGAAGCAUCCAUAAUACAAACAGCAAAUAUGUGGCAACAUUAUUUCCUAGUUUGGGAUUAGCAGUUAGGAAUUUCAUUGUUUUAGGGUAAGAAAACAAUUUUUUGUCACAAAUUUAUUAUCAGGCACAUGUGCAGUUGUGCUCAUUGAUUUUGCUUUUUUUUUUGUGCGUGUGAAUGUGUGAUCAUCACAAAAAUUUGAUUUCAGGACUCUUUCAAUGUCUGUGUUAUCCCAGCUCAGUUUUCUCAAAAUUUCAAGUUAUAUACAUUAGAGGAGAGGAGGGGACUAGUAGUACUCAGAGCUUUGUUGUCCUUUUCAUAGUAGGCAUGGGGGGUGUCGGCAAAACUACACUUGCAAGGCAUAUUUUAUGCAUGAGAGGCUUUUCCCUAAUGGUUGAAAAUUUGAGAACCAUUUUGUUCUUUGGCAAUUAUGAAACAGGUGAAUUUUAUAAGGUUCUUAAGAGCAUUUUAAAAUACUCGAAAAGCCUGCGAGUGUUGGAUUUAUCUUACAGUAACACAGAAAUCAGCAAACUGCCAAAAGCUAUUGGUCACUUGUCACAUCUACGGUACCUGGAUAUCUCUAACACUAAAAUCUGUUGGUUGCCGAAGCUAUUUUGUAAGCUUUAUCAUCUACAUGUGCUGAACUUGCAGCUGUGCGAUUUUAAUGAGUUACCUGAAGGCAUGAACAAAUUGACCAACUUGCACCAUUUAUGUGCAGAAUCUAAGACAGUUUCUCUAAUAUCUGGGAUUGGGAAACUUCUUUGCCUUCAAGAACUAAAGGAAUUCCACGUUGGAAAGAAGAAGGGUCACAAGAUAGAAGAAUUAAAGGACCUAAAAGAACUUCGAGGGCAGCUAUUAAUUCAGAAUCUUGAGAAUAUUGAUAACAAGGAAGAGGCCAUGAAUGCAAAACUAAGGGAAAAGAAGCACCUUGAUGCACUGCAUCUUUAUUUUGAGAUAAAGGAUGGACCAGUGACUAGAUCCGGCUUCAUUUUAACAAGAAUGCUCAAAGUAUUUUCAAAAAGCGAAAAUACACCUAACUUGAAAGGGCUACUUGAGGGGCACGAACCUUAUUGUGAUAUCAAGGAACUAGUAAUCAAGGGUUAUGAUAGCGAUAUGUUUCCAAGUUGGCUGGUCUAUAGAGAACGUUUCACUAGUCUAAAAUCUAUUCAUCUAAGUUCUUGUGACAAGUUGACAAGCCUUCCACCCCUUGGGCAACUUCCCUCUCUCAGGGUCCUGCAUAUUGAAACAUUGCCUGCACUGAGAAAAAUUGGUGUUGAACUAUAUGGCGGUGUUAAUGGUGCGGUUCCAUCUUUGGAGGAUCUGAAACUACAAGACUUGAAGGAAUUUGAGGAGUGGUUAGAAGUACAAGGCCAGCGGUUAUUUCCUUGCCUCAAAAAACUCCACAUAGAGCAAUGUUUGAAGUUGACAAAAUUUGCCCUCCUCAUGCUAAACUUACCAGUUACAGAGCUCAAAAUCAACUCAUGUGGUGACCUUGGCAGCGCAUUACCUAGAUGUCUACAAAGACUCACCUCGCUCACCAUGUUAAAGAUCUCAUUACCCACACAUGACAUCUCUGACUUUGCCUAACCUGGUUGCCCCUACAGACUUAUGCCUUUCAAACUGCCCAGAGCUGAGUUUCCAAGGGGAAUUAUAGUCCCUCACUGAUCUGAAGCAGUUAGAGAUUGCAGGAUGUCCAAAGUUAUGCGAGUCGUUACACCCAGAGCAACUGCGUCAGAACCAGGGUUUGCUAUCUCUCAAUGAACUACAUAUGGAUGACAGCCUCCUAGUCAACAAUCUUGGGAUUCUCCUGGGAAGCCUACCUGCUCUCCAAAUUCUGAAGAUUUCAGUUGCAGUCAUCUUGUUUGCUUAAGUGAAGAGCAGGAGAUGUGGCUUCGGCAACUAACCUCUCUCCAAGAGCUACAGUUUUCUAAUUGUGACAAUCUCCAGCAUCUGCCUAAUAAUUUGGUAACCCUAUCCUUUAUCUGUCAGUAAUAUUUGCAUUAUUCAUAUAUUAACGGCCUGACCGCAAUAUUAUAUGAGGACAACAGUUUAUGUAAGUCCUUAUUUUCCAGCUCUUUUCCUUCUUUUUUCUUUAAUCAUAUUCAUAUUUCAAUUGUUUGAAGAGCUUGCUGGUCUAAUUGGGAAUUCUUUUAUUAGAUCUCAGUAACGGUACAUGUUUUUUAAGGCUUAAAGGACACAUUCUGUAUUUUGUCAUCUAACUGCACUCUAUUCAUCUAUCGCAUCCUUGCAGGUAAAUAGAAAUAUUUCCAUUUCUUACCUGGCAUUUUAAAUUUCUAAGGUUAGCUUGAGAUGAGAAACUCUAGGAGGCAUUGUGCCAAGGUUGCAUUGGACCAGCCAACUUCAAGGAUGCGACAAGCUUCAGACAUGCUGCGAUGUUCCACAAGGAAGCCAGCUUCCAAAUGUUCUAAACUGGAAAGCACUUCAUGGGAUCCUGACAUGCUGUAAUGGACUCUAAUUUGGAAUGCCACAAGUUUGCGCAUUUUUUUCCCUUCUUUUCCUUUCCUCUCAUUUAUUUCUUUUUAUUUUUUGUUUUUAUUGCUGAGAAAUGUGAUCGCCGUGCAUUUGCAUGCAUCCUUGGAUGAUAAAUUGCAGAGUUGUUGAAGUGAAAUAUGAGUAGUUUGGGGUGUCACAAAAUAUGAUGUAAGGUCUUACUGGAUGUUCAGCACAUAUCUUCUCCCCAUGCCCAAUGUUCAGCACCAUCUGGAAAGCAAUCUGCUGAGAGCUGGGGUUUCUUCAUGCACAAUCCUUUUUCGACUAUCUCUGCACUGAAUGGGUCCAGCAGAACUUUGCUAAGAACAGCCGGCACAUUAUACUAAUGGUGCUCGUAGCCGUGGCUUGGUCUUGUUAAAGAGAAAGGAACGCCAGACUUUUCCUUAACAAGCACAGACCCAUUGCCUCAAUUGCGACUGAAGCACUGCAUACAUUCAAUUCAAUGAUUGGUCACUAAUCUGUAGACACAGCACUCUUGCAGAUUUUGCUGUGGACUAGGGUGAGGCAUGUUCACAAUCAUCUGGUCGACCUCUGAAUUCUACCUGCACCUUUUUGGUAUCUCUAGCAAUUGAAGAUGACAGGUGGCACGGGCUUUGGCACAGACUCUGCACAGCACAGUCUCUGGCAUGAAUUUCUCUCUGCUACUGGAAAACUGCUGGUGUCAUCUCCAACUCCCUUACUUGGAUGGCUGAAAACUCUAGUCACUGGGUCUUCUUUCGACCGGCUCAUGGCUAAGGAGAAUGAAGAGCUGUAGAAUGAUGAUAUUGCUCCUGGGGCUUUACACAUUUGAGGUUCUUGAUGCUGGAGAUGCUCCCAAUUUUGGUUCAUCAAUUCUUUGCUAAUGUAAUUGAUCACUUGAUCUCACUUCUUUUGUAAAUACUUUUUCAUCUUCAAUAAAAGUCGGGUGGCUAUUUACUUAGCAUACUUUUCCAUCAAAAAAA
This is a messenger RNA of Phoenix dactylifera (date palm), 5118 nucleotides long. NCBI's taxonomy places the organism in Eukaryota, Viridiplantae, Streptophyta, Magnoliopsida, Arecales, Arecaceae. The record is from RefSeq and is a predicted model, not a curated record.